AUUUAUGCUUCAACUCUUCUAUCUUUGUCACACAGUCUGUGUUCUUAUUCAAACUUGGUCUUUCUCCAUUCAUCAGUGCAUUUGUUUGUCUAACAGUUAAUAUCUUUCUGGGAUGUGUGAAUGCUAGAUUUAUUUGUAAUAGAAGUUAGUCACAGGUGAGAUGCUGUUUGUAGAAAAGAGUGUGGUGUCUGUGUGUCAGGCUAUCUCUCACAGGGCACAGAGCAGAGAUUUGAAAAACCGGGGGUUGAGAAUAAUUCUGUCAGCCAAAGUCUGUGAUCUUUGUACCUGUGACACAGUCAGAAAUUCACAGGUGUCUCUAUUACAAAUAUUUGCUGCCAUAAUCAAACAUACUGAGCAAAUUACUGGAAGAAAGCUUGUGUAUAGGCAUAAAAUGAUGACAUGCAGAUCUGAACUCACGCUUGCUGUCUUAGUGAGAUGACACUAUGGUGAAACAGCAAGUGAGAGAUGGAUAACUGCAAACGACAUUAAAGUGGACAAUAAUCUACACGAUCUCUGAUAACGUCCCAUUUCAAUUCCCUUCUAGGGAUACCUGUGUUGUUCUGAAUUCUGUGCAUCUUGACAAACACCACAAAUAUGGACUACACGCUGGCCCUCCUGUUUUCUCUGCUGCAACUUUUAAGUGUGGGUACGGCUGCUCCUCUCCCCACGGAAGUAGUGAACAUGAAAUCCAAAGUGAAAUGGAUGGCUGAGCAGCUGGUGGUUCGGCUGAACAGGGACUUCCAGGUCCCCGUUGGCCUGACACUCAGCCCGCCUGCUGAUGAUCUGGGUGGACCUUCCUCCAUAGUGGCAGUCUUGGAGGGUUAUAACAGCCUGAUCUCUGACACUUUUAACGGCGUCUCGCAGAUCAAGUUUGACAUCUCUUCACUGACGGGAUACCUGGAUCAGUGGCGUCAGGGUCACUGCAGCGAGCAGCGGCCAAAGCCUUCAGUGCCGGGGCCUCUGCAAGAACUACAGAGUAGGAAAGCGUUCAUUCACACUGUGAGCAUUGAGGCCCUCAUGAGGGUGAAGGAGUUCCUCAAUCUGCUGCUGAAAAAUCUGGAUCAACUUGAGACUUGCUGAAAGACAGACAUUAGGACCAAUAUUUAUAAGUCGCAGGGCUGAGUUUUAGAUUUGCUGAGUCUGCAUCUGCGAUGUCUGACUUCAGUGUCUUGAAGGAAAUUUAUUCUUGAACAUGCACUUAUUUAUACACACAUGUAUUUAUUUAUAUAUUGUAUUAAGAAAAUGUGUAUUUUGAGACAGAAAACAUACUUUUCAUCCGAAUGACUGAAUCAGCUGCUUAUAGGUUUGUAUUAUUUCACCUGUUGUAUCAACAGUGGGUGAAAAAUAUUGAUCUGUAACAUUAAUAUUACAUUAAUACAGUCAUGAAUCAGCUGCAUAAGGAUGAUUACAGCUCGAGGAAAUGUCACAGUGAGCUGUAAUGUCAUUCCUGGAAAUUCCUGAAAACCAGGCUGGAACUUGCCAAGAAUAUUACGUGUUUGUACAACACUACUACAAGGACAACAAGAAUGGGAAACAGAAACUUUUUCAGCUCUUCCAAAAUGGCUAUUUAUAUUUGCAGAUGAUAUUUAGACUAUUUUUGUACAGUUGACUAUUUUUUUGCAAAUACUGAAUAUGAACUAUGAAUAAAUAAUUGUAACAUG
Molecule: messenger RNA, 1661 nt
Organism: Scatophagus argus
Lineage: Eukaryota; Metazoa; Chordata; Actinopteri; Scatophagidae
Product: leptin-like
Exons: 2
Coding region: 595-1080 (161 amino acids)
Source: RefSeq, a predicted model, not a curated record